AAGUUGAUUACGAAAUUUUGUUUACAUCUAGUUUGUUGCAAUCGUCGCAGAGCAUAUUGCAAAAUAAAGACAAAUAUGUUGAAACUAAAGUCCUUAGUCCCGAUGCUGUCGAACGUGCGAAAUCUGCACACGACGAAGAAAACCCUCCUGAACCUAGUGCCAAUCGUGGUCGAGCAAACCGGUCGCGGCGAACGAGCCUAUGAUAUUUUUUCCCGACUGCUGAAGGAACGUAUCAUUUGCCUAAUGGGGCCUAUCCACGACGAUUUGAGCUCGCUGAUAGUGGCACAGCUUUUGUUUCUCCAGUCAGAAAACGGGACGAAACCGAUCCAUAUGUACAUCAACUCUCCGGGAGGUAGUGUAACCGCCGGGUUGGCAAUCUACGAUACCAUGCAGUACGUGAAGCCUCCCGUGGCAACCUGGUGUGUGGGACAGGCGUGUUCGAUGGGAUCGUUACUGUUGGCCGCUGGGGCCCCAGGAAUGCGUCAUUCUCUACCGAACGCGCGUAUUAUGAUCCAUCAGCCUUCCGGUGGGGCACAGGGACAAGCAACAGAUAUCCAGAUACAGGCGGAAGAGAUUCUGAAGCUGAAGAAACAGUUGACGGAGAUUUAUGCGAAACACACAAAAUCUUCCUACGAUCUGUUGUACUCUAAAAUGGAGCGAGAUACAUUCCUUAAUCCAGAAGAGGCACAAUCGCUUGGGCUUAUAGACACUGUAUUGGAGCAUCCACCAUCUUCCACUGAAGGAAAAUCGUAAAACAGUGUUUUAAAUAUUUGUGAAAUUGUUGUCACGUCAUAGUUACUAUCGUGGGAUUGUAACAGUUAAGGGUAAAAUAAAAAUAAAAUGAAAAAGUAA
Molecule: messenger RNA, 852 nt
Organism: Anopheles coustani
Lineage: Eukaryota; Metazoa; Arthropoda; Insecta; Diptera; Culicidae
Gene: ClpP
Product: ATP-dependent Clp protease proteolytic subunit, mitochondrial
Exons: 2
Coding region: 76-753 (225 amino acids)
Biological process (GO): protein quality control for misfolded or incompletely synthesized proteins
Cellular component (GO): endopeptidase Clp complex
Molecular function (GO): ATP-dependent peptidase activity; ATPase binding; serine-type endopeptidase activity
Source: RefSeq, a predicted model, not a curated record